CGUCCCGAGCCAAUGGGAAGUGGGGACGUGGUACGAACUCGGCUCCUCUUUCUCUUUCUCUUCUCCGGGCUCGGCUGCAGGGCGAUCCGCGGAACGGCCCGAGACAAGAGGCGUCAUCUGAGUGCAAACAAAUGAAGGGAUCUCGGAAUCCGCUUGAAGGAAACCUAGGAAACGGACCCAGGAAUUCGGCUUCUGGUCCAGCGAUACUGCUCCUCAGUGGAUGCUCAGAGACGAGAGACUUCCGUGCGCAACGUAAGUGGUCCUUGAAAGGGCUCCUUCGUCGGUGCAAGAGAGCGGUGCAAAGCCUAGCUGAUGGGCAGGAGACCAAGGUCACCACAAAAGACAUUGCCAUCCUUGUGACUUUGGCCGUGCUGUUGCUGAUCUCCGUGGCUCUCAAUAUUUAUCUGGCUGUCAAGCGCCACCGUUUGCAGGCUGCUUUGAGCCAUUCGUGCCCCCAAGGCUGGGUCAGGAGCGGAGGCCGGUGCUACUUCUUCUCUGCUACUGAAGAGGCCUGGGACGUUGGUCAGGAUCGUUGCAUUUCCCACAGGGGCUCCCUGGUGGCGAUGGACACUUUGCAGGAAAGGGAUUUUGUCAUGAGCUCGGAAGGCUUGGCUGGUUACUGGAUCGGCCUCCGGAGAGAGGGAGUCAGAGAGCCCUGGAAGCAGCCGGAUGGGUCCCUCUUCAGCAACUGGUUUCCAAUAGGAGGCAAUGGUCUCUGCGCCUACCUGAAUGACAAAGAGGUCAACUCUACACGGUGCAUCAACAGCCAGCGAUGGAUCUGUAGCAAACUUGUUACAAUUCCGCAGGGUCUGUAAAACGGAGCUGUCUGCCUUCUCAAAGGAUAUAUAUUUUUAAUAAAAGGAUUCCAUUUAUUAAAUUAUGUAGCAGUCCAUUUACUCUUACUGUUUCAGGAUGCUGAUUUAGGAAAGACCUUCGUUCAAGCAACUGUCAAAUUCUGUCUAAAAGGUGUCAAUACGUGUAGCAAGCGAUAUCACUUUAAUUUAUUUACAAAUACUAAGAUCACAUUUACUGGCAUUUUAACCCUCCCUUCUUCUACCAUUUGGGUGUGAAAUGCGCUGGGUAGGGUUGCCAGGUCUGGGUUAGAAAAUACCUAGAGCAGGGGUGAUGCAGCCCGAGGGCUGGAUCAGUCCCCCGGAGGGCUUCUAUCAGUCCCGCAGUGGA
Gekko japonicus is the source of this 1182-nucleotide messenger RNA. RefSeq names its product C-type lectin domain family 2 member D-like. Bases 132 to 815 code for a protein of 227 amino acids. The transcript is spliced from 7 exons. The record is from RefSeq and is a predicted model, not a curated record. Lineage: Eukaryota; Metazoa; Chordata; Lepidosauria; Squamata; Gekkonidae.